Messenger RNA from Tilletiopsis washingtonensis, 1830 nucleotides. RefSeq lists its product as hypothetical. The record is from RefSeq and is a predicted model, not a curated record. NCBI's taxonomy places the organism in Eukaryota, Fungi, Basidiomycota, Exobasidiomycetes, Entylomatales. The transcript has a single exon. Bases 1 to 1830 code for a protein of 609 amino acids.
AUGCAACUGGUCAUUGAUCUCUCCGAGGCAGCAGAGCAGUACGACCGGGACGUGCUGCCUCUCGAUCAGCUGCGCGCCAUCGGCCUGAUCAGCCUCAUCGUCGGCGCCCUCGACUUUGCGCAGUUCCAGCUCUACACAGGUCAAGCGUACUGUGGACAGUUCGGCAGCGACGAUGAGAGCGCGGAAAACGACGUCGUGUUCGUCAACAUGGCUUCUCGCGCCAUGCCCGAUCCGCCAGCGGAUGACGCCGACAUCGAGCGCGCUGAGCCUCCCAGCGAGCGUGCGCGCCCUUCGACUACGGAUCACGCCAACAGCGAGCACGCUGAGCCUCCCAGCGAGCGUGUGCGCCCUUCGAGCACGGAUGACACCGACAGCGAGCGCGCCGAGCCUCUCAACGAGCGUGCGCGCCUUUCGACGACGGAUGGCGCCGACAGCGAGCGCGUCGAGCCUCCCAGCAAGCGCGCGCGCCUUUCGGCGACUGGCGCAAGUGCCGAGGUCGAUGCCGCGGAGGAAGGAGAGCAUGCCGCAGCUGGCAAGAGCCUCGAGCUCGACGAGCGUGCCCGAUCGAGCGCUGGCGACGAGGAGGAGGACAACGAGGAGGAUGAGCUGCUCGAUUACGAGCUGUACAACGAGAACGAGGAGACUCUCUUUCUCGACGCCGCGGCCAGCGAUGCAGGGCUUGCUCGUGGCAGCAGCGAGGACAGUCUCUGCAUCAACGCAGGCGCAGGCAAUGCUGGGCCUGCUCGAGGCAGUAGUCAUGGCCCAGCUCCAGCAGCAAAGUCACUGCUGAGCGAGGCAACAGAGCAGAAUGGCGCCGAGACGCAUCACCUGCACCUGCGUGCGCUGAGCCGAUAUGUCGAAGCCGCUCUUGCUCUGUCGCGCCCUUUCGGGCAUGCCGCCUUCUCGGUGGCGCCAGGCUGCGAGUCAUACGCCUUCGACUUGUGUCAGGAGUUCAUCAACAAGCUGAUUGCCCGCGUAUCCGGCGUUGCUUCUGCGCCAAGCUCGCAGGCGCGAGACUAUGCCUUUGUGCGCGACAUCAAGGCAACCAUCGACGUCGAUCCGCUUGACGCACUGAUUCAGUAUCUAGCUGAUAUCGGGCAGCUUGUGGAGCGUCAUCACCGCAAGCAGACGGCAACGCAGUUCAUCACCGAGCUGAUGGACAGGGCAAGCGUACCCGCACACGAACGAGACCGCUGCAGCCGCAGGUACAGCACAAAGAUGCGAGCGGCCAGCACGUUUGCCCAGAUCCUCGUGCACGCCGGCUCGCUGGCUGCAGCCGUGCCGCUGAUCCUCUGCGGGCGCACGUUCACGCGGAACUUUCUCUCCAGCGCCGGCGACGGCGACGGCCAUCUUCUGCCGGCCAUGUUCAGCGGGCGCCUUGUCACGCCGUCGCAGCUGCAGGACGACUGCAUUGCCCGUGCCGCCGCCAUGCUCAAUCAGUGGUUCUGGCGGCCGCUCAUUGGGCAGCUCAACGACAUUUUCCCGUUCACGUCAGUCUCGUCGGAGCGUGUGCAGUGGGACGUGCCCAUUCUGCGCACCAUGCUCAGUGAGCGGCCCCACAUGCCAAUCUCAAAGCCGAGCCGACAGCUUGUGCACGAGCAGUGGCCCACGGCUCUCUCUCUCUACGACUCUCGUGACCAGCCAGAUGCCUUUCACGUGUCUAUUGACUGGGCCAUUGCCAACAACGGAGACACAAAGCGCAUAGGACGGCGCUAUGGCCAGCAGCAGCGUCCGCGCCCUGACGUGUUCCCCUCCAGCGGCAGCGGCCCGCAGGCCAGCACAAGGACUCUGCGUGUCAACCGUGCCCUGCACGUCAAGCAGGAAGCCUAG